Molecule: messenger RNA, 3286 nt
Organism: Pocillopora meandrina
Lineage: Eukaryota; Metazoa; Cnidaria; Anthozoa; Scleractinia; Pocilloporidae
Source: the annotation of a GenBank genome assembly
AUGAGAAUCUUUCAUCGCAGGUUUCUCGACCGCCUUCCUUGGAUAUUUCUCUUGCUUUCCGUGAUCUAUUUAUUGUAUACAUACUCUCGGUCAAAUGAACAAGAGGUGAACGCAGUCCGACAAGUAAUUCGGCGUCUGACGUAAGUGUAUUUAUCAUUGCAUUUGUAUAUACUAAGUAAAUUGGUGCUGAAGAAUCCGUAUUGAUUUCACUGUUAAAUUUCCCUCCCUUUUUAAAUAGAUUAUGUAAGCCUCAGUUUACGGGAAGAAGAAAAAAUUCGUUCAGUAUCGUCAAAUCCUCGCCUGAUUCGAUGCGAUACGGAAAAGUAAAGUAGCAGUACAUAUCACUAAUCUAUAUUAAAGAUCAGUACAAUGGCGAUGUUUACAUAAGCGACUCUGAAAUCUCCCUUACGUUUCAUCAGUCAGCGAUCAAUUUCGUAAUACCGUCUAUGACCCCGACUUUGAAAUAUCAGAGAACAAUGCGCGAAGAUCUUAUUAAACUAUGCAAAGACUCAACGUCGAAAAUGAGACACUAGUCGAUUUUCCACAAACUGUCAGAGCCGGUUACUUAAGCAAAGUUUAGCCAAACAAUCCUCAAUUUUAGUUAAACGGUUUAUCUAAACACUUAUAGUGAACAGUGUCAAGAGGGUGAGUUAAGAGUGAAAGGAUAUUUAUUUCAUCAAAUCAGCCCUCUUACAGAGAAAGCCUAAAGCCCACUGAUCGCGUAAAACCAUGGUUUAAGUUAGACCUCGCUUAAAUAACUCGCCCUCAGUUGAAUCGUGAAGAGGGAUCUUCCCUAGAACCUUGAUCGAAUAAUAACAUAAAGCUCAAAACUUAAAUAUUUGUGAAAGGAUAACUUUUUAGUUGCAAGGUUUCAGUACAUUUUUUCUUUUCCGCUCUUAACCUUUGACAUCAAAACAAAGAAUAAUUUUACAAGAACCAUGACAAGAAAUAUUGUAGAUAAUGUUGAUUCUCUCUCUCCAAGAGGUGGAAGAAAGAAAAAUGAGACUUUGUUACGCCAGUCACUUCUUGAGGCAAGAUUCGUAAUAUAGGUAAUUUCCAGAUGUGAAUCGUUAGCGCAUUUGAACAAUUUUUUUGAAAACGUUGGAGACAGGUCACGUCACUCUUUGGAAUCUCAUCAGUGCGUUUUUAUUGGGAGAAAUUAAAGCGAUGAUUUUUGAGGCAUACUUGUCCUUCAAAGGAUUCUUAUCAAUAGUCUUUCUCGUAAAGAUGGCCACAAAAAGCUGUAAGGGCGAGAUGAAAAAUGUCCCUUCAUCCUUCUCACUAAGAGCACGAAACUGCCGGACACUGCAUAUUAGACAGACUCUGUCUGGUCUUAAGGGGGUCUUAUUGACCUUCGAACUAGCAAUUCUGGCUACAGACUCCUGAAGGAGAAUUUGGUCUUAGAUCAAGCUGAUUGCCUUGUUUGUUCUCUGAUGUACUGUUGGUAGGAAAGCGCAAUGAGGAGUUGAUCGCUUCAAGGAGAUAGAGUUCUUUUCGAUUGAGAAUCACAAAAACUAAAACCAAAGUGAUCAAAACAGCCAAAUUAGGAGAAAGGAAAAAUACAUUUAGGAGCCAUUAAGACCAAGCUCGAAGUAAAACCGACAAAACUGCCUAAAGCCCUGGAAAGCGUAGGAGACUAAGUCGUGAUUUGUUUAUUUUGAAUCCGAUUGGUUGAGAGAGAGAGUGGUGCGAGUAUCAGUUACAGAAUAAUCACAGGCGAAGCAAAGCAAAAACAGAGCAAUCUCAGAUCACUCUCGACUCUCCAAUUGAAAACUGUUCGUAACCCUUAAACUCCCAGGAUCUCGUCAGUAAUUCUCCUUACUGUCUGCUAUACAAUUCAUGUGAUGUUAGUUUGGAGAAUUUGGAAUUGGAUCAACUAAUAAUCUCCUAAUUGAUAUUUUUCUUUAUUCUUAUUACUUGUCUGCUUGAUAUUAUACUGAUAGUGUAAGGAGAAAUUCCGUCUUGGUCACUAGUGAGACUUAAAGGGUUAAGGGUAACUAAGUGAUUAAACCAAUUCAUAUACUCGGUAUCUAUUUAACAAAUAGAUUCCAAGUUGCUGUGCGUCUGUUCAGAUUAAACCAAAAUUCAAAUAUUCGGUAUCUAUUUAUCUAUUUUACAACAGGCAGGAAAAUGCGUCAUCUAUACGUCUGGGAUCUCAAGAAAACGAAACUGAAAUAUAAAAUGUUUCCAAGAGAAGAAAGGAAAAUGUUUCCCUGUUCAUCACAUUCUUUUCCUAAAAACGCACAAGACUGGUUCUAGUACGAUGGCUAAUAUUUUUUUUCGUUACGGAGACUCGAGAAACCUUACUUUUGUCUUAUCACCGGGCACUCUUCUAGGAUGGCCACAUAAAUUCCAUAUAACUCACCCGCUUCGUCUUUUUAGCAAAGUACCCAACAUCUUAUGUAGCCACGCUAGAUUUAACAAGAAACCAAUGAACUGGCUUUUUCCGAGAGAAACCAGCAAAUACGUGACAAUUUUACGGAAUCCAGUGGACAACUUUGAGUCAGUGUUCAAUUUUGCACAGCUUGGGAAACAACUUGGUUUCGGAGACAAUUUGGACGCUUUGGAAAAAUUUUUAACAAAAGGAAUAGACUAUAACAGUACCCAUAAAGGUUUGAUGACCCAUUUAUCGAGAAAUCCGAUGAUGUUUGAUCUGGGUCUUAGUCCUAAGUUUUACCAGAAUCUUACCGCAGUCAAAAAAUACAUUCGCUUCUUGAACAAAGAGUUCGACCUGGUUAUGAUUAUGGACUACUUUGAUGAAUCAUUGGUUCUAAUGAAACGACUGCUCUGCUGGGAACUAGAAGACAUUUUGUAUGUGAAACUCAACGCAAGACUAGAUAAAGAGAUAGCGAAAGAUUUAAGUAAAACUGUUCAAGAGAACAUCAAACGAUGGAACAUGGCAGACGUUUUGCUGUUUGAUCAUUUCAACGCAACGUUUUGGAGAAAAGUGAAAAUGGAAGGUCCAAGCUUUGAUGACGAUCUGGCUGCAUUUCGGCGAAAGAAAGAAAAUAUAAAGAGUUUGUGUUUAAAGGAUGAGAUGCAACAAGAACGAGCGUAUCGUGAAAAGUUUGUGAAGGGAUAUUUAGUUAGAGACGACCUAACGCCGCGUUUGAAGGUUUUGUGUGGACAUUUCGUGAGGACGGAAAACGCUUUCUUGGAUUACCUCCGACAAAAACGUAUGAUAAAAUUGAGGACCGUUGGACUGGACAAAUUUUUAAAAGUUCAAACGGAAAGCGGUUGGAAUACAGCUAAAGAUCUGCAAUAUAAGCCAAUAAAAUCAACAUAG